Messenger RNA from Hippopotamus amphibius kiboko, 2222 nucleotides. RefSeq names its product oxidative stress induced growth inhibitor 1 (gene OSGIN1). The transcript has 5 exons. The record is from RefSeq and is a predicted model, not a curated record. Bases 542 to 1855 code for a protein of 437 amino acids. Lineage: Eukaryota; Metazoa; Chordata; Mammalia; Artiodactyla; Hippopotamidae.
GAGAAGGGAGGAGACACCAAGUAAAACCUGGUGGAGUGGGGGACCUGGACGUCUUUCUCCACUUAAAGGGGCCGCCUUGAUGGUACGUUGGGCGGGACUGUCUGCCUCCCUAAGGGGAAAGGCAGGUUGGCUCAGCCUGGCCAUCCCCCAGACCCCGCCCCGCCAUGGACCACCCGGGAGGUGGGCCCUUUAAGGCCAUCCCCGGGGCUGGCAACGUGACCGCCCUCCCUCAAGUGUGCAAGUUCAUUCAUCUAGGGGCCCCUGCUGACUCACGCUUAUGAAAGUGAUUUUCCUGGCCCCGCCCACCGCCCGCCUCUUCCCAACCCGUGAAAUACCCUGGCUUCCCAGCCUCUCACAGCCUCUUGGAGCUCCAGCGGGGUCAUGGGCGUCCUGCUCCCUCGGCCGGCACCGUGACCCCUGAUUCUCCUAGUGCCCGGCCAGGCCACGCUCACCAGUGCAGUGUCCUCGAUCUCUGCCCCCGGCAGGCAAUGGUCCGUCAGGCAUCUGCCUGUCCUACUUGCUCUCGGGCUACACCCCCUACAUGAAGCCGGAAGCCAUCCACCCGCACCCCCUGCUGCAGAGGAAGCUCACUGAGAUGCCCGGGGUCUCCAUCGUGGACCAGGACCUGGAUUACCUGUCUGAGGGCCUUGAAGGCCGGUGCCAAAGCCCUGUGGCCCUGCUGUUUGAUGCCCUCCUGCGCCCAGACACAGACUUUGGGGGCAAUGUGGAGUCUGUCCUCACCUGGAAGCACCAGAAGGAGCGAGCCAUCCCCCACCUGGUCCUAGGCCGGAACCUGCCUGGGGGGGCCUGGCAUUCCAUUGAAGGCUCCAUGGUGACCCUGAGCCAAGGCGAGUGGAUGGGGCUCCCAGACCUGCAGGUCAAAGACUGGAUGUGCAGGAAGCGAAGAGGUCUUCGCAACAGCCGGGCCACUGCCGGGGACAUCGCCCACUACUACAGGGACUACGUGAUCAAGAAAGGCCUGAGCCACAACUUUGUGUCCGGCGCCGUGGUCACGGCCGUGGAGUGGGGGACGCCCGAGCCCAGCGGCCCCGAGGUCCGGGACCCCAGCCCCCUCUUCCAGGUGAACGGCUUCAUGACGGCCGAGGACCAGAGCCAGCAGCCCUUCUCUGUGUGCGCCUGCAACGUGGUCCUGGCCACAGGCACGUCCGACAGCCCGGCCUGGCUGGACAUCCCCGGGGAGGCCCUGCCCUUCGUCCACCAUGAUCUGUCGGCCCUGGAGGCAGCCACGCGGGCAGGCAUGGUGUCCGCAUCUUCGGAUCCCGUCCUCAUCAUCGGGGCAGGGCUGUCGGCGGCCGACGCGGUCCUCUACGCCCACCACUACAACAUCCCUGUGAUCCACGCCUUCCGACGGUCCGUGGACGACCCCGGCCUGGUGUUCAACCAGCUGCCCAAGAUGCUGUACCCCGAGUACCACAAGGUGCACCAGAUGAUGCGGGAGCAGUCCAUCCUGUCGCCCAGCCCCUACGAGGGCUACCGCAGCCUCCCUGAGCACCAGCUGCUGCUGCUCAAGGAGGACCACCAGGCCGUGUUCCGGGACCCCCAGGGCCUGCAGAAGGUCUUCGGCGUUGCCCUGGUGCUGGUCCUUAUUGGCUCCCACCCCGAUCUGUCCUUCCUCCCGGGGGCAGGCACGGACCUCGCCGUGGACCCCGACCAGCCACUGAGCGCCAAGAGGAACCCCAUUGACGUGGACCCCUUCACUUACCAGAGCAUCCACCAGGAGGGCCUGUAUGCCAUGGGGCCGCUGGCCGGGGACAACUUUGUGCGGUUCGUGCAGGGGGGGGCCCUGGCUGUGGCCAGCUCCCUGCUGAGGAAGGAGGCCAGGAAACCGCCCUAGCACCUGGCCUGGCAUCCUUGCACCCAGGCCCUAAAGAGGAGAGGAGAUCACCACGGCCCUGCUGGACACAGAGCCCGUCCCAAGAUGCCCCAGUGAUGGCAGGGGGCCUCUGCUGGCAGGAGACAGGAGCAGCCACAAGCCCAUGCCACAGGCCUCUCAGAUGAAGAGUGGGAAACCCAGGCUGCCCGGACUCAGACCAGGGUGGAAGCAGUAGCCACAGGACAGGGUAGGCCCGGAACUGUAAUUGGGGGUGAAAGCUGCCAGUGCGAGCUGGGAUCACCAGGACCAGCUAAGCACCGAGCCAGGGGGACUCCAGGCCCCACUCUUUUCAGAAUCAGGUCCCAAAUAAAACCAGCACCUGCCUCCA